AUGUCGAAUCCACCUUCCGCCGCCGCCUCAACCAGCAACGCAGAGCCGGACUACUUUGCCGCCAUUCACGUGCCCGAUCCCAACGGCCCUAAUCCAGGCGCUGUUCGCAUCGCUAGCCCCUUCGCACUCGCCACCCCUCUCGUCUCGGCCUCCGGGGCGCGCCUCCCAUCACACCAAACCGCCGACGCACACCAUAACGAUGCCGACCCAGAUCCUCAUCCGUGGGCCAAGCUCUUUCCGGACGGUGGCAUGACCACCGCUUUGCCAGACCGCUUUCAAAUCGGUCGUCUCGGCGUGCCCCCCACCCCGGCAGCAAACGCCACCUCCGUCCCCAAAAAGAUGGCCCCAGGCGCUUCGCCUUCAUCAUCAGCUUCCCAUUCACGCAGCCAUCUCAAUCUCUCCGCUAGACUCAAGGGCGCACUCUCCUCCAGCGCGUCCCUUCCCCUGCCUUCUUCCUCCUCAUCAUCCGUCAACCCAAGAGCUAGCUCGUCCACAGAUGACCUCACAAAGUUCAAAGCUCUCGACGUAGAUGCGCUUGCAGACACGCUCAAUCCGCCUCCAUGGAAGCAAUCCAACGCCGCCGCUUCAGCAUCCCCCGCGCAUUCCACGUCGUCUUCAGCAGCCGACGCUCCGGACGACGUGCUCAUCCUCGACAUCCGUCCUUCCACCUCCUUCUCCACCGCACGCGUAGUCUCCAGCAUCAACAUCUGCGCUCCCAGCACCUUGCUCAAGCGUCCCGCCAUCACCGUCGAACGCAUCGAAGACGAGAUGCUCGGCAGCAUCGCUGACCGCCGUCGCUUCAUGCGCUGGCGCAAGGGCCCUCUCAAGCCAAAGCCAGAUGCAUCCCAAGCAUCCAUCGAUGCCGUUCGCAAGCGUGGCGCCACCAUCAGCCUGCCCGAGGAACCCGGCAUCACAAAGAUCAUCGUCCUCGACACAGACACCUCCCGCAUCGACGGCACCGGCAACGCCACCGCCGGCGGCGGCGGCCCUUGCCUCAUCGGCGUGCUCAAGAAGUUCGAAGCCGCAGGAUUCGCAGGCGAGCUUUGCUGGCUCGUCGGAGGUUUCAACAAGCUCGCUCGCUCAAAGCGUGCCAGGGACUUUAUCGACUCGGCCGCCCUCAGCAGGACAGCAGAGCACCAAGAUGCGGGCGCAGGUGCAGCUGCAUCUGCCAAGCCCGCGCCAUCCCGAAGCGGUUCAGAUGCGCGCAUGAGGCUACCGCCUACGCUCAAGCUCAACGGUAUCACAGCAUCGCCUGCCGCGACCAGCCCCAUCGACAUCGACGCUCGACAGUCUCUCGUUCAGCCCCGCGGUCUGCCCAAAGAGGCUUUCCAAACACAGAGCACCGUCGCCGGCUGGCCAGGCAGCAACACUUCGCCUGCCAAAGAGGGUGCAAACCCUGCCGCUACAAACUCGCUCCAGUUCAACCUCGCUUCCCACCACCAGGGCCAGUCGCAAUCCGGCGCCAACGAUCCCGAGGCCAAAGGCUCGAAUCGGCCGGCGGCUGCAUGUGCCAACCCAUUUUUCGACAACAUCCGCCAAAACAGAGAACUGCAGCACGGCAUCACCGAAAAGAUCCCCAUGGACCUGCCCUCCAUGUCCGAUGUGCAGGUCAGCGAGUUGCCACCGUUCCUGCAGAAGCUCGUGCGCCUCCCUCCCGCCGACCGCGCUCUCGCCCUCGCACAGGCCUUUUUCGACAUCGAAAAGGCUGAGCAGAACCGUCUCAUCGCCACCAUGCAACAGCACUCGGCAGAGUCCGACUGCGAUCCGCGCGCCAAGGACUUUGCCGCCGCCCAGGCUGCGGCCAUGCAGAAGCCCUCGCUUGGCGUGCGUCAUCUCGACGCCAGAUCGCACGCUUUCCCCUUCAGCAUUGCAGCCGCGCUCGAGCGAGGCGCCGAUAACCGCUACAACAACAUCUGGACCUACGAGCACUCCCGCGUGCGCCUCAGCAAGCCCCAGUCGGCGCACGAUUCUGGCUCCGACUACAUCAACGCCUCCUUCGUCCAGCCGCCCCAGCAACUCGGCAGUCGGCGCCGCUACAUCGCCACGCAGGCGCCGCUUCCAAGCACCUUUGACGCUUUCUGGACCGCCGUAUGGGAGCAGAACAGCCGCGUCAUCGUCAUGCUCACCCGCGAGCACGAGAGCGGCCGCCUCCAGAGCCAUCCCUACUGGCUCGCCUCCCAAUACGGCGACCACAUCCGCCUCACCAAGCUCGAAGAGGUCGUGCUCGACCAGCAAGGCAACAAGAUGCGCUCCGAGGAGUGCGAGGGCGUGCUCGGCAGCAGCACGGACCAGGGCGGCGCGCUCUUCCCCUCGAUGCCGCCUCAGCCGCAGCAUCACUCCGCUUCGGCCGGCAAGCGAGAACCCACGACGGUACGCAGGACAUUCCUGCUCAAGAAUCUCGCCGAGCCGCACGCCGAGCCGCGCAGGGUGGUCCAGCUUCAGUACAUCGCCUGGCCGGACUACCACAUUCCAGAGACGCCCGAGUCGCUGCUCUUGCUCAUCGACAUGGCCGCGGGCGCGCAGAACGCAGCGGACGCCGAUGUGCGCAGCGCAGUUUCGCGCGGAAGGACCGGCACAGCUGGACCCAUGGUCGUACAUUGCUCUGCAGGUGUCGGUCGCACGGGCGCCUACAUCGUGAUCGAUGCCACGCUCGACGCGCUCCGCAGAGUGCGUCGCCGUCAGAAGCUCGCUGCCACUGACCAUGUCGACCCCUCCCAGGUGCCCGAGCCUCCGACAUGGGAGAACGGCCUUGCAGGUGCCAGUGGCGAAGGUGCGGCUGCGGCCGAUGCCACGCCCGAGGUCGAAAUGGCGCCGGCUUCGUCGCCACUGGGCGAUCGCUUCCCGCGAACGCCGAGGCGCAGCUUGAAGCGCGAAUUGUCGCCGACGGGCAUGGACAUCGACAUGGGCAGCACGCAUGGAGGCUCGAGCUUCGGCCGCGACCUGAGCUCGCCACCGCCCAUGUUCAGGUCCAGGUCCAACGAGAGCAGCUCUGGCGUCGACGCAGCGAGUAACCUCAGCAGCAGCCUGGGCAGUCAGCGCAGUGCGGGCAGCAUCAGCCAGCAGCUAGCGCCCGAGGCGCAGACCCAAGCAGGUGAGGGUGCGGCAGGGCCGAGCGGAUUCAUCAACCCGUUCAGCUCGCCCACGUUCAACUUCAACGCGACCGCUAUGGGCAAGUUGCGCGCGGGUGCCAUGCAGUCUGUCGGCAGCAACGACUCGGCCGCGAGCGCCAUGACUUCGCCCAAGCAGGAGGGAGACGGCGCGGCACCGAAGCUGCACUCGCCCACGCGCGGCGGCGGUGCGCUGCAGCUGCCGCCGCACCUGUCUUCGGAUGCGUGGAGGCAGGCGUCGUCGCCGUUCUCCGAGGUUUCGACGCCGUCGUUCCACGGCGGCGGCGGCGGCUCGGCGAGGUCGUCGUUUUCGUCGGCGGCAGGCGUGCAUUCGCGCCUGUCGAGUUCCAACGGCCUUUCGCCUACGACGGGCGCCGUGGCCGAUGGCGGCUCGAGGUCGAUCGAAGAGGCGCUGCUGUCUGCCAUGAAUCCGUUUGAACUUGCUCUGAGCCAGAGCUCGCAGGGCGACGAAGCGGGUCAGGCCGACACCAACGGGCCGAGUGCAGUCGGCGAUCAGUCGACCUCGACGAUCACGGGCAGCAACGAGCCGACGCCGUUUGACGUGGCGAGCAGCAACUCGUUUGGCUUCGGAGCGGCGCGCGGAGAGAGCAUGUCGGCAAGCGACUCGGCUGGAUCCGGAUCGUUUGACGUGCUGACGGGUACGCCGAGCACGAGUGCGUCCAUGACCUCGGUCACCGAUGCAGCCGCCGAAGCUCAGGUGUUGGUAGCCAAGGAUACCGCCCGUCUCAGCAGCGUGCUGAGGCACGACGGCGCUUCGCCGCAAAAGGCCGCCGACCAGGCAUAUGUCGAGGGAGUUGACCUGGUCAAGACCACGGUCGAGACGGUGCGCGAGCAGAGAAUGUCGCUCAUCCAGACGGGCCGCCAGUUCGUCUUUGUCUACUCGGCCGUGCUUGCGGGCCUGUUGGCUGAUCUCGAGCGCGAGGGCAUCCACUAG
Moesziomyces aphidis is the source of this 4062-nucleotide messenger RNA. Lineage: Eukaryota; Fungi; Basidiomycota; Ustilaginomycetes; Ustilaginales; Ustilaginaceae. The record is from the annotation of a GenBank genome assembly.